Melanotaenia boesemani (Boeseman's rainbowfish) is the source of this 1450-nucleotide messenger RNA. It is a transcript of the gene nthl1, whose product is annotated as nth-like DNA glycosylase 1. NCBI's taxonomy places the organism in Eukaryota, Metazoa, Chordata, Actinopteri, Atheriniformes, Melanotaeniidae. The record is from RefSeq and is a predicted model, not a curated record. Bases 1 to 1206 code for a protein of 401 amino acids. Gene Ontology annotation, cellular component: nucleus. The transcript has 6 exons. Gene Ontology annotation, biological process: base-excision repair; base-excision repair, AP site formation; nucleotide-excision repair. Gene Ontology annotation, molecular function: DNA binding; oxidized pyrimidine nucleobase lesion DNA N-glycosylase activity; DNA-(apurinic or apyrimidinic site) endonuclease activity.
AUGAGCUCUCCGUACUUCAUGCAAAGCAGCUCUGUUAUCACCCGGAGUGGAAGUCGAGCUGCAGGCAGCACACCUGCGGUCUCUCUCAAGUCUAAACUUACAAGCAGAUUAAAGGCUGACACGGUUCCGUCUGCGGCGGUGAAAGUGGAGGUCGAAGAAACGAGAAUAGAUGUGCAAGGACCCAACUCGGCCUCCUUAUUAACCGGUAGUUGCUUUGAAUACCUCCAGCAACCCACAGUGCAGGUAAAAUCAGAGCAGGAGGCUCCAGCACAAAAUCCACAUGGACGCAGGAGGAGACAGCUAAAGGUGGAAUAUGAUGAAGGUGAUGGUGUUUCACUGAUGAAGACGGAGCACUGGCAACCUCCCGAGUGGAAGAAGCAGUUAGAAUUUAUUCGUGAGAUGAGAAGUAAUCGCGAUGCACCUGUUGAUAACAUGGGAGCAGAGAAGUGCUACGACACAGAAGCUCCUGCACAUGUGAGACGUUUCCAGGUGUUGGUGUCUCUCAUGCUGUCCAGUCAGACAAAGGACCAGGUGACAGCAACAGCUAUGCAGAAACUCCGAGCACAUGGAUGUACUGUAGAAAAUAUACUGGCUACUGAUGAUGAAAAACUUGGAAAGCUCAUCUAUCCCGUCGGCUUCUGGAGGAAUAAGGUGAAAUAUUUGAAGCUGACAUCAGCCAUGCUGCAGAAGGAGUAUGGGGGAGAUAUCCCAAACACUGUGGAGGGGCUGGUCCGCCUGCCGGGAGUUGGCCCUAAAAUGGCUCACCUGGCUAUGGACAUCGCUUGGGACCAAGUGUCUGGAAUCGGUGUGGACACACAUGUGCAUCGUAUCUCCAACAGGCUGGGCUGGCUCAGGAAACCAAGCAAAAACCCAGAGGAAACACGCAAGGCCCUGGAGGAGUGGUUACCCAGGGAGCUGUGGAGUGAAAUCAACUGGCUGCUUGUGGGCUUCGGACAGCAGGUUUGUCUGCCAGUAAACCCCCUCUGCUCUGCGUGUCUGAACCAGUACAGCUGUCCAUCAGCACAUAAGAACUCUCCUGCCAAGAGGCCUAAAACUGAACCACAGCACACUUGGAGUCUCAAGUCCCCCUUUAAAAUAAAAUCUGAACAUGAACAGGAAGCUGCAGUUAAAGAUGAGAUGAUUGACAAGGAGCCAUUGCUCACAUGUGUUUCUCCAACUAGACCAAAACGGAAGAUAAAAAAAUGAGGUUAACUGUUGAUUCUUGUCAUCACCAGUUUUUGUUUAAGCUGUGGGCAAUAUGUGUUUAUGCCCAAAAAACAUACAUUUACUGAAUAUCCUCUAUUAUAGUAGGAAUGUGACUUAUGAUGUUUGUGAUUGUUUUUACUUGUGGGUCUUUUGACACUUUAAUAUUGUCUCAUCAUUUCAUACUAUACAAUAUAUUUUGUACUUUUCAUUGUUUUAUUUUUACCAAAUAAAAACUUGUAACUUC